AGGGAGGGAGGGCCGAGGAGCAGGUGGCGGGCUGGUGGCCUCUGCCGGCUGGCAGGACGGUGGUGGCUCGGCCUCCGGGUCCAGAGACCCAGCUUCCUCCUUUCCCGUCGGAGCCUGCCCCCGAUGCCUGCCAGACCUUGGCCUGUUCCAGGGCCCCCUCCUGACCAGCCUCCCACCCCAGAUUGAUUGGGGAGUCGGGGGCUGAACUGUCUGGGGGCCACCUCGCUACCAAUGCACUGCCGGGUCUUUCGGGGCCUGGCGGGAGCCCUCUUUACCCUCCUGUGCGUGGGGCUCCUGUCUCUACGAUACCCCUCAAGCCCGCUCAGGCUGAACCCACCGAACCCGGGACCCCUGGAGCUGCAGCUGGGCGACAUCUUCAUCGCAGUCAAGACUACCCGGGCCUUCCACCGCUCCCGCCUGGACCUGCUACUUGACACCUGUCUUCAGACACACCAGAAGAGGGAUCUCAUUACAGAUGGUUGUGAGACACCAUGUGGUUGCUGGGAUUUGAACUCAGGACCUUCAGAAGAGCAGUCAGUGCUCUUAACCGCUGAGCCAUCUCUCCAGCCCCGAGAGACGUUCAUCUUCACUGACAGCCCAGAUGAACGCCUUCAGGAGAGACUAGGCCCACACCUUGUGGUCACCAACUGUUCUGCAGAGCACAGCCAUCCUGCCCUGUCCUGCAAGAUGGCUGCAGAGUUCGAUGCUUUCUUGGACAGUGGCCUCAGGUGGUUCUGUCAUGUGGAUGACGACAACUACGUGAACCCCAAGGCUCUGCUGCAGCUGUUGAAAACCUUCCCGCAGGACCAGGAUGUCUAUGUGGGCAAGCCCAGCCUGAACCGGCCCAUCCACGCCUCUGAGCUGCAACCAAAAAACCGCACGGUCUGCUCCUUCCUCUGCCUGUUGCUCUUGAGGCUGGUGCGGUUCUGGUUUGCCACAGGGGGCGCUGGCUUCUGCAUCAACCGCCAACUGGCUUUGAAGAUGGUGCCAUGGGCCAGCGGCUCCCACUUCGUGGACACUUCCGCUCUCAUCCGGCUCCCCGACGACUGCACCGUGGGCUACAUCAUCGAGUGCAAGCUGGGGGCGCGCCUGCAGCCCAGCCCCCUCUUCCAUUCACAUCUGGAAACCCUGCAGCUGCUGGGGGCCGCCCAGCUACCGGAGCAGGUCACCCUCAGCUACGGAGUCUUCGAGGGGAAACUGAAUGUCAUCAAGCUACCUGGCCCCUUCUCCCAUGAAGAGGACCCCUCCAGAUUUCGUUGCUUCCAUUGUCUCCUCUACCCGGACACACCCUGGUGUCCGCUGCUGCCAGCGUCCUGAGCUCUGAACUGCCGCAAAGGAUGAUGGGUGCGUCUGCCUGACCUCUCCCCCACCUCCCAAGCAGCCCCGAGGGCUCUUGGUCCAGCGCACACUGGCAGAUGGUCCCUGGCAGGGCCUCUGGGUGACAGAAAAGGCCACGGUGUGGACACUGCUUGGUGUUGAAGGUGUCUCGGGCCCAGACACCUGGUCACACCACAGAGGCGGCCGGGACGCUUGAGUUGGUGUGCGGGAGGGAGGGGAUUGGGGUCCUCACCCUCCUGAGGGUGACAUGUGCCCUGCCAGGAGUCUGGCCUCUGCCUCUGGCCUCAGCCAUUCCUUACGGACUAGAGUCAUUGGGAUAAAACCGGAGUCUGUGACCUGCAGCUAUGGGACUGGUCUCAGCCGGCUGCUCCUGGUUCUGCUCAGCUGGGCAGCGGACCUAUUGGAAGCCCUGCAGGCUCAGGUGCCGAUUGCCAUCAACCUUUGGCUCCCUGUCCCAGCCAUCUCCGCUGUGAGGAGCUACCCUAUGACCCCGUGGAACUGAACAAAGCCAACAGAAGGGUUUCUGAAGUACAUUCCUAGCCCAAGAACCUGUCUUCCUACUGUGAAGGUGGGUGUGAUGGCCGGAUCUGGGGAAGCUACUUUGGCACCAUGAGGGAAAGACCAAGACAAUCUAAAGCUGUUCUCCCUAAUGCCUGUUCUGUAAGAAAUUAAACUUUUAUUUAAGUCUCA
Apodemus sylvaticus (European woodmouse) is the source of this 2028-nucleotide messenger RNA. It is a transcript of the gene Mfng, whose product is annotated as MFNG O-fucosylpeptide 3-beta-N-acetylglucosaminyltransferase. Gene Ontology annotation, biological process: pattern specification process; regulation of Notch signaling pathway. Bases 232 to 1317 code for a protein of 361 amino acids. Gene Ontology annotation, cellular component: Golgi membrane. The record is from RefSeq and is a predicted model, not a curated record. Gene Ontology annotation, molecular function: O-fucosylpeptide 3-beta-N-acetylglucosaminyltransferase activity. NCBI's taxonomy places the organism in Eukaryota, Metazoa, Chordata, Mammalia, Rodentia, Muridae. The transcript has 9 exons.